Molecule: messenger RNA, 864 nt
Organism: Parastagonospora nodorum SN15
Lineage: Eukaryota; Fungi; Ascomycota; Dothideomycetes; Pleosporales; Phaeosphaeriaceae
Exons: 3
Coding region: 105-431 (108 amino acids)
Biological process (GO): mitochondrial electron transport, ubiquinol to cytochrome c; mitochondrial electron transport, cytochrome c to oxygen
Cellular component (GO): mitochondrial intermembrane space
Molecular function (GO): electron transfer activity; heme binding
Source: RefSeq, a predicted model, not a curated record
GUCCAACUUGCCAUCCAGCACACUCGUCACGCCCGUCUUCAUCUCUACGACUCCAUUCAUACAACUCCACCUCAAACAACCAACACAAACCUCCAUCUAUCACAAUGGGUUUCGAGAACGGUGACCACAAGAAGGGUGCCAACCUCUUCAAGACCCGAUGCGCUCAGUGCCAUACCCUGAAGGAGGGUGAGGGCAACAAGAUCGGCCCCAACCUACACGGCCUCUUCGGCCGCAAGACUGGUCAGGUCGAGGGUUACUCAUACACCGACGCCAACAAGCAGAAGGGCAUCACCUGGGACGAGAACACCUUGUUCGAGUACCUCGAGAACCCCAAGAAGUACAUUCCCGGAACCAAGAUGGCUUUCGGUGGUCUCAAGAAGCCCAAGGACCGCAACGACCUGAUUACCUUCCUCCAGGAGGAGACCAAAUAAGCGCAUCGCCACCCGAGCGCUUUCAUCUCUUCGACACGCCAUGACCCUUCUCUAUACUUCCGUUUCCCACCUUCUUCCGAUUGUACCAACACCGAUAGACGUACGAUUGAGAUGAGGCACACCUACGGGGUGCCAUUGUCUUCUGUAGAUUAUGUUUGGCGUAUGAUGCCAGGGCGCGUUUUCGACUUAUGAUGCAGCAUAGAGCCGGUUUGGAACUUAGCGGCACGAUCGAAUAAACAUUCUCCCACUCCAUACCACUUUCUUUGACGUGACUCGUGUAUGACGACGGCAUUUGGCUUUGACUUUAACGGAACAAUUUCCCACAUGAUUUCACAUGUGUCAACACGUGUUUUGUAGAAACAGGUACAUUGGCCUUGUACAACCUUGCGGCGGACCAAAUUUCAGCCAAUAAUACAGCCAACAAAUUUUCUGA